Messenger RNA from Gigantopelta aegis, 1879 nucleotides. RefSeq names its product carboxypeptidase Q-like. Lineage: Eukaryota; Metazoa; Mollusca; Gastropoda; Neomphalida; Peltospiridae. Gene Ontology annotation, molecular function: metallodipeptidase activity. Gene Ontology annotation, biological process: proteolysis; peptide catabolic process. The record is from RefSeq and is a predicted model, not a curated record.
AUGAUCUUCCUAGUUUUCCUGUUAACAAGUGAAUUGUAUAUUAUAGACGGUAGCAAUGACGAUGGGGGUGAAUCGUUUGCUUUCGAUCGAAUCAAAGAUGAAAUAAAGAAUUACACAAAUAUUGCAAACGCAAUCAUCAAACUUUCGCUGUACGGAAAAGCCCAGAAUCAGUCGUACGACAGACUGGCGACAUUCGUGGAUAAAUUCGGGAGCAGAAUAUCUGGUUCCGACAACCUGGAACAUGCUAUCGACUACAUGAUGGAUGCACUGAAAAACGACGGAUUAGACAACGUGCACGGGGAGCCGGUGGAAGUUCCUCACUGGGUUCGUGGGAACGAAUCUGCUAUAAUGCUAUCACCACGGUUACACCGUAUGUCGAUACUAGGACUCGGCAGUAGCAUAGGCACGCCGCCAGGUGGAGUCACUGGUGAAGUGAUUGUGGUGAAAUCCUUCAAGGAGCUGCACGCUAGAGCAUCAGAAGCUAAAGGAAAAAUCGUUGUCUACAAUGAAGACUUCGUGGAUUAUGGAACCACUGUGGCGUAUAGAGAACACGGAGCAGUGGAGGCAGCUAAAGUCGGAGCCGUGGCUUCUCUCAUUAGAAGUGUGACAGACUUUUCAAUAUACAGCCCGCACACUGGGUGGCAGACCUACGCAGCUGGUGUUCCUAAAAUCCCGACGGCUUGCAUCACUGUCGAAGAUGCCGAAAUGAUGCACAGGAUGUCCAAAAGAGGAAACAAAAUCAUCGUCCGCCUAACAAUGGACGCCAAAACGACGAAUCGUUCAGCCAUAUCGCGAAAUACUGUAGCCGAAAUCAAAGGAAGGACUCACCCAGAACAGGUGGUUCUUGUGAGUGGCCAUCUUGAUUGGGAUGUCGGCCAGGGGGCCAUGGACGACGGUGGGGGAGCUUUCAUAUCAUGGCAAGCUCUUUUGCUGAUUCGACAGCUUAAUCUCAGACCAAAGAGGACAUUGCGGGUUGUUCUGUGGACGGGAGAGGAACAAGGUCACGUGGGAGGUAAAUCGUACUGGAGCAAGCACAGUGAUGACGUUAGAAAUUAUGACCUCGUUAUGGAGUCCGAUGGCGGCACGUUCACACCUCGUGGAUUACAGUUUUCCGGGAACAAGGCAGCUACCACCGUGAUGGCAGAAGUACUCAAAUUGUUAGCGCCCAUAAAUGCAAGUAGCCUGGUGUCUCCUGCGGAUACUGGAGAUGUGGCAGGUUUUAUGGCGGCGGGGGUGCCAGGCGGUAGCUUGUACAACGAGAAUGAGAAAUACUUCUACUUCCAUCACACAGAUGCUGACACGAUGACAGUUCAAGACCCUGUUGCCAUGAACAUGGCUUCUGCGCUGUGGUCUGUAGUUGCCUACGUAGUUGCAGACUUAGAUGAUAUGUUACCGAGACACACGUACAAAAUUUAAUGUACACUGAAAUAAUAGAUUUCGUUGUUGUGUUUAUUAUUUUGUAUAUAUGAAAUUAUUGUAUUACUGUUUGCCGUUAUUUGUGUUGAUUUGUUUUGGUUGUGUUUUUAAAUUUUAGUUGUUGUUUGUUUUCUAAUUUGAAAUAUACUAAGCUUAAUUACUAUUUAAACUAGAUCAGCUGUCCAUUUUUUGCCUUUGAAACAUUAUAAAUUUGGUUUCCAUGUCAUUCUAUAAUUGGAGGAACAAAUGCCAACCGUCAGUUUUGGUUGGUAUAAAAUGUUAAAAAUUUAAAUAAUUUAUAACAAAUUCGUUGUUAUUGUUGUAUAAUUGUUUAUAUUAAUCAGACUCUUUAAACAUCCAAAAGUUAAUUAAACUAUUGAAAUAAAGAGAGAAAAUUGAAAUGGGGUGUCAAUUUAUGUGUGUCCGAAUUCAAGGUCAAUAAAUUUUAAUGUGUUAAAAAAAA